Sander lucioperca (pikeperch) is the source of this 4857-nucleotide messenger RNA. RefSeq names its product Krueppel-like factor 15. The record is from RefSeq and is a predicted model, not a curated record. Gene Ontology annotation, biological process: regulation of transcription by RNA polymerase II. NCBI's taxonomy places the organism in Eukaryota, Metazoa, Chordata, Actinopteri, Perciformes, Percidae. The transcript has 3 exons. Gene Ontology annotation, molecular function: RNA polymerase II cis-regulatory region sequence-specific DNA binding; DNA-binding transcription factor activity, RNA polymerase II-specific. The coding region runs from base 332 to 1981 and encodes 549 amino acids.
CCGAUCAUGUGACGGUUUAAGCGAACUACCAGCCCUAUGGAGAGAGAGUGAUCGCGUGUGUGUAAGCGUGUGUGUGUGUGUGUCUGUGUGAGAGAGAAAAUGUGGAGGCGUACAGCAAUGCAAAGACCGUGAUGUGGAGUUACAUUGCCAUUACGCACUAUUACGCACUGUUAGCAACUUUCAAGAGAAGAGCGCACGUCGCAGAGGAGCGGAGUUUUGGAUUCCUCGCAUACAAGAAGAAGACAGAAGUGUUUCAUCAACAUUUAGCCAAUCUCCAGCAGAACAGAUUGAUCUUCAGAGCAGAGUCCAGCUGCCAUUCAUCCGCACAGGAAUGGUGGAUCACUUGCCGCUUGGUGAGGAGACCUUCUUGUGUUAUACCGGCUCCCCGGGGUCUGACUACAACUGCCUCGGUCGCCACACCAGUGGUGGUGCGUUGCCAGGCAUCAUGGUAACUGACGCAUGCAUCUACGACCACCACCACCACCCUUACCAAGGGGUGACGCUCUCCUACUCCCCUCUCCUCUCGGAGGAUGACCUCAGCGACUCCUCCAGCCCUCGUUCCUCCCUCUGCUCCAGCCCCGAGUCCUCGUCACCCACGUUGUGCCACGUCCUCGGCUCCAGCUACGAAAGCAGGAGCAGCAGGAGCAGUGGGAGCUGUAGCUCCUCAGGCGGAGAGAGUCAAGACAGCCUGCUGGACCUGCUCCUCUCACAUACUUCCCUCACCACCUCAAUAAGCUCUAAUGCCAGCAGCAGCUCUCACUCUUCCUCUCUAUCCCUAUCCUCCCCACCCUCAUCUGACCCUCUUUUACCCAUGGGCCUGACCUGGGAGUCCAAGAGAGAGCAGCGGUUGACUCUCCUCCAUCAGCAGGCCAAAGAGGACUGUUACGAGUUCCCUGUCUUCCUGGACGAGCUGCAGGAUCCUGCGGCGCUCCUCUUUCAGCCUACCUUGGAGGAGAUCGAGGAGUUCCUUGAGGAGAACAUGGUGGUGGCAAUGGAGAAAGAAGAGGAUGGGAGCGAUGAGGCGAUGUCACCAAUGCCCGAGGAUGCAGAGGCGGAAAGUACGAGGACAUUAGCAGGAGAACUGGUAUCACAGAACUCAGAUCAGACUGUGCCCGUGGCUCAUUCUCCACUCUCCUCCUACACAGAGACCAAACAUACACCAUGUGCAUUUGGCAUGGACAGCUCACCAUCAGCAGUGGAUGUUACUAGUUCUAGUUCUACUAAUAGUGUUGAUGCGAUCAAACAGGAGGAUUGUGGUUCACCAGCAGCCUCAUCAGAAGGUACCAGUGCCUCCAGUGUGCCUGUAAUCCUACAAAUCCAGCCCAUACAGAUCAAACAAGAGCCCAACCUUAGUGCCAUAUCAGAUGCUGUCACCCAGCAAACCCAACCGCCAAAAACCCAAUCCCAGCCAAUCCAGGCCCCGUCGGACAUCAAAAUCGCCCAACUCCUGGUCAACAUCCAGGGGCAGACCUUUGCCUUGGUGCCUCAGCUGCUUUCCCCAACAAACCUUACUGGCUCAAGCAAAAACGGAAGCAUAGUUUCACCCAAAUUUGUGCGGAUCGCACCAGUGCCCAUUGCUGCAAAACCCAUUGGGCUUGGGGAAGGUGGGUUAGGCGGAGGCUCAACUGCAGGGGUCCUCGUUGGAGGUCAGAGGUACCAGAAGAGUGCAGUAGCAGACCUCAUUAAAAUGCACAAGUGCUCUUUUCCUGGCUGUAAUAAGAUGUACACCAAGAGCAGCCACCUAAAAGCCCAUCUGAGGAGACACACGGGGGAGAAGCCCUUCGCCUGCACGUGGCCCGGCUGUGGAUGGAGAUUCUCCCGGUCCGACGAGCUGUCCCGACACCGCCGCUCCCACUCGGGAGUGAAACCAUACCAGUGCAUCGUCUGUGAAAAGAAGUUUGCCCGCAGCGAUCACCUGUCCAAACACCUCAAAGUCCACCGCUUUCCACGAAGCAGCAGGACAGGACGCUCUGCAAACUGACUCUUCUGACCCCACUCUGACAGAAUGACGCUAAGCGAAGAGGGGGGGAGGGGGCUGUGCUCGUGUACGUGCGUGUGUAUAUGUGUGUGACGAAAGACAGAGGACGGGGGGGUGAAAGUCCAAACACAUCCGUGCAGGACUCUUGAGCUCGUGUGUGUUUAUGUCCAAAUGUGUACAUGUGACGUACAUUCAUGGUACUGUUCUAAUUUAUUGGGUGGUGAGGAAAAGACUGUAAAAACUAACGUAAAAACAGAAAACUGUUACUUGACACAACACCCUCGCAGGUGGAAUAAGCUUCUUGUAUAUUACAACUUUGUUUUUUGUCUCACUCAAAUCUUGUAGCUGAUCUAAUUUGAAGAAAUAUUUGCUACUCAGAGUAUUUUUACACUUUGAGAUGUGUGUUAUUGGUAUUGCUGGAGUCAAAAGCCUUAUAUAAAUAAAUAAAAAAUGCAUCACUAAGGGGUCUGCUACUAUUUAAAAAAACCCAAUUAUUUUUUUUUUACCUUCCUGGAGCCAAAUGAUGUUUUAAAGUAAAUAGCAAAAACUCAUCGCUCAAUGGCUUGAAUUGAAUUUGUUUGCCCAACAACAAGAGCUUACUGGACAUUGGGAACUGUUGGGGCCUUGGUUUAAUUCUUCUUCUAUAGACGGCAGAUUAAAUGAUGCAUCAACAUUCCUGUAGCUUUGAGUAAGUGUCUUUGUUGCCUUUGAGUCUCACUACAAGAAACAAACACUGUAGUAACCUCAAACACAAGAACAAUGUUUAUGUUCAUGUUGAAAUACUGCUCACCAACAAAGAUCAUGUCACUCUGCAAUUUGCACUGGCUCACAUGACAUUUGUUGUUGUCUGCCCACACUCACUAUUUUGUGUAGUUAUAGUCUGACUUAAUCCACUGUUCUGUAACACCUUUUUUUGGAUUUUUGUUUAUCAGAACAUUUUUAUGGUCUGUUUGAAUCAAAACAAAUUGAGGUGCAGCUGCAUCCAAUUUAUUAUCUGCGGAAUAUUUCCAUCCAAGUUUGAAAACGUAAAAAGUAUUUACGGAAGUAUGCCUGUUGUCUCUCAUGACUCGUAUAACUCAUGAUAUAUCACAACAUUUGUUUUCUGGUUUUGUGAUGCCAUAUCAUUUAUUGCUUCAUGUCACUUUAUUGACUUUAUGUCACUGCUGUCAAGAAAAAUAUGUAAAAUAAUGCAAGAUGGUAAAUUCACAUUGCUGAGAGGCACAAGGCAAUGCUGGUGUCCGACACAUUGAUUCACACCAAUUCACACUGGUGUUGAACAUACCAAACUCUUGCCUCCUCUCCUGCCAAAUCAAAAUCCUUUUCUUUCCCUCUUCUGUCCAUAGAUUCAUUUCAAUACAACUGAAUACAUAUCAAAUGAAAUGGAAUGAUUUACAUAUCACAUUUAAGUGGAUUUGUUUUGCACUUGUUGCCCAUUUCUUGAGACUGGAAUUAUGUACCGUUACAUCAAAUAACAACUUUAUCCCGGACCACGGAAAUAAAUGUAUGAAAGCGAGCCAAUGUAACUUUUGCUGAAUAGCAGCCCCUGUUGCCACAAAUGGCAAUUACAGAAUAAUAGUGCAUGGUGAAACGUAGCAUAACAGUAGCACAAGUAGAGAAGAGAAAGUCACCGUAAGAUACUGGUCAUACCAGACCAAGAAGGACUGUGUCUACUGAAUUUGAAAAGGGAGUGCUUUAUUGCUUAUAAAUUACACUUUUUGAAUGUGCUAUGUCUUCUUUCAAAAGUUAUGUAGACUCACAUUAACAUAUGAAAUAUUUUGUACCUUUCUUGAAGAGGCAUCAAGUAAAAUAUGGCUCUCUCUUCUCUUGCCAAAUCAAGUUGUGUUUCCUAUUCCUUCAACAAAUUAACAAAAGAAAUUAUGUGCAUAUCAAAUUUAACUGGAAUUUGUUUGUACUUGUUUGCCUUUUGUUAAGACUGGAAUUGUUUGCCUAUACAGCAUCAAAUAACAAAUCAAAGGGAAUAUUUAUGAAUCCCUUUCAUUUACUCUGGUCUUAUUACAUGUUACAGAAUAUUCGUCAAAGGUAAAGUGGAAAUUGAGGAGUAUUUAAAAAACACUAUUAUCUGUCUCUGAUCUUGAACAUAUCAGAUCUCUUGCCAUGAAAUGAGAUGCCUUUGUCUUGUACUGUAAGGGAACAGUGACUGUUUUUUUGUCAUUACACAUUAACCUGUAUAGAUUGCUUAGUGUGCGUCAUUGUGCAUCUCAAUUGAAUUAAACCAAAUGUGUCUUGGGAGGGACGCAAAAUGCUCCGUUGUCAGUUGUCAGUUCCGACAUGGUUUCCUGUGCCAUAGAAUCGAGGAUCAGUUGAAAACAUUCAGUAUUGAAAAUGUUUGAAGAAAGGAAUGUUAAAGUUUGAACUGGAACAGAGUUGUUUUUGGAAGUGUUUGAUAUGCUGAAACCUACAAUGAUCAGCAGCUGAAUGAGACGCUGUAUGGAAGAAGUGUAUUAUCGAUGUCAGGCAUUCCUUCCAUACAAUCAGAAGAAAUCAUUUUCUGAAUGGGUGUCAUAUGAGAGCCCAAGAAUGUAUGUAAAUACUGUAUAUGCAUCUGAAAGGAGAACUGAAAUAUUCUUCUAGUGAUUUCUGUGAUUUUGAAAGAUUUUUUAAGAAUAUGUAAAGAAAGAGUACAUAACGUGAUAAUUCAAAUAUAUAGUGACAAAUGUGGUAACUUUGCUUUUUUUGUCAGGUUUUACAACACAUUUAUUAAAAGGCUCAUGAAAUGUUUCACAAUAUAUAUCCAUGGAUCAGAGUUUAUAAUACAUUUUUCCCCAUGCCUUUCCUUAACAUGUUCUUGUCAAGUGCAAAUUCCAAUGAAGCAUAAUGUAUUUUUGAAACGUGAUGGGCAUGUUGUGUGCUCUGUAAAC